Aspergillus oryzae RIB40 is the source of this 1722-nucleotide messenger RNA. Its product is annotated as fungal specific transcription factor domain-containing protein. The record is from RefSeq and is a predicted model, not a curated record. Gene Ontology annotation, molecular function: DNA binding; zinc ion binding. Gene Ontology annotation, biological process: DNA-templated transcription. Gene Ontology annotation, cellular component: nucleus. The transcript has 5 exons. The coding region runs from base 1 to 1722 and encodes 573 amino acids. Lineage: Eukaryota; Fungi; Ascomycota; Eurotiomycetes; Eurotiales; Aspergillaceae.
AUGACUCGCCCUGGAACAAAAUUCCGCCAUUUUCGCAUGACGAAACCAUCUGAGCCUGAACGGUGGAGGUAUGCAUCACCUGAGAGUCCUAAUACAACAUCUUUGUCAAGCCAGUCGCAUACAUCCGAGGUCACUCAAGGGAAGACCAAUGAAGGGCAACCUGAGAAAAUCGGGGUUCCUGGAUUUGUAUCGAUAUCUCCUAAAAACUCGCUUGGAACAGAUACUGGCUCAGUAGACCCAUCUACAUCUAGGGUCACCUUAGCAACCUACUACCUCAUGGGCCUAUAUGCGUCUUAUUCACACUACAAGGAUCUCAUCUUCAACUACCUUGACCGCAGCCGAUCUUUUGUCAUCCCCCGGCCACUGUUAUUCGAGCUGUUCUCGACAUUGUAUGAUGAUAUGAAAGUAGAGGUUGAUCUUCACUCUCGCUUAACCCAGAACACACGCAGGCCCCUUCCCCCCAUAUCGGCAAGUACCACUGUAGAGGAAUUUUGUGGGUGGUUUAGAGGGGCCAAUAUUCGAUGGGAACUUCUUGGGGUUGUUUUCGCCCUUGCGGGUCUCGCUUCAGUUCAUACUGCUGAGCCAGAGAAACCACUAAGCUAUGAAUCUUUUGCUACAGAUAUGUACACAGCCAGCAGAUCGACCUCUUACAGUCUGGCAACAGGCAGUGUCCUAUAUCGUUGCUUCAGCUCAUUAACUGCGGAGCUGUUCGCUUUGAGAUAUCAUCGCCAGAUAUCAUUACAGUCUGGAGUGCCUUUCUUCAUGUCGGAAACCCGCAAGAGGCUCUUUGCUGCUGCAGUUUGUCGAGAUAUGAACCUUGCAACGCUCCUUGAAAGACCACCAUUCAUUGACUGUAAUUUCUGUGAUAUGACAUAUCCACUCGAUCUGGAUGAAGAAGAGGUAGUGCUGGUUGGGAGUGAGCUUAAUGCAGCUCUACAACAUUUGGACGAAAACGGUUGGAAGGUCUCAUCCGAGAGGGAAAAGCUACUUCGACCAGCAACAGGAAUACGAAUUCGUUUUUUAUUAUCAAUCCUUCGAGCCAAGGUGCUGCGACUAUCACUAGGCAACCGGAUGGAAUCCAUGACCAAGAAGUACUCGUCAUGUGUUGUGCUCUUGAGUGCUCAUCUAGAUCAUCUUCAUUGUGGCUUUCAGAUUCUACGAAUGCUCCAACAGGAGGGCCAAGACACACUCACAACCAUUCUCGAUACUUCAAUGGGAUUGCUUUCAGGUAUGCUUGACUUGAUGAAGCAGCAAGAGCGAUUCGUUGAGCUGCGAGAGAGGUUUACAUGGAUCUUUCUGUUCUAUGGUCUUCCUGGCGCCGGUACUCUUGCCACAGAACUUCAUCAGCACACGCUCAAGGGGCUCCCUCUGCCUUCCUCUAUCCCUUGUUCCCGUAUAGUUCGUGACUUGAGUGUUGCAAUCUCGUGGGUGGAGAAACAGAACUUACCAAACCGCUCGGAUUACCAGCUAUGCCUCCAAAUCAACAAGGUGAUCAGUCGACUGUUAGAUGAUACCCUGAAUCAGGGUCUAACCUCGGCGAAAAAUACUAAUAGUCAUUUGGAGAAAGUACAACAAGAGCAGCAGGUACCAGAAGGUUUUCACAUGGAUGAAUCUUCGGAUGCUUCGGAUAAAUUACAGCCAUUGCCUGAACCCUUUACUAGCGAGGAAUUUCUCAGUUGGAUUGACGACCUGUAUGGGAUUUUGAGUAUGAUAUCUCUUUGA